Octopus bimaculoides (California two-spot octopus) is the source of this 816-nucleotide messenger RNA. RefSeq lists its product as uncharacterized. NCBI's taxonomy places the organism in Eukaryota, Metazoa, Mollusca, Cephalopoda, Octopoda, Octopodidae. The record is from RefSeq and is a predicted model, not a curated record.
AUGUAUGGCCAAAGAAUACUGAUAUCUGAGACUUUACAAGAAAGAAUUUUGAAAGAAUUCCAUAUUGGACAUCCGGGGAUCGCAAGGACGAAAGCGCUUAUGUGCAGUUAUGUGCAUUGGCUGAAGAUGGGCAAGGAAGUUGAAAACGUAGUAAAAGGCUGCAGAGGACGUGCUCUGACAGCGAAAUUGCCUACUCAAAAAUGGAAGCCUUGGCCAGGACUAAAAUGUCCAUGGACAAGACUACAUAUUGAUUUUGCGGGUCCGUUAAAUGGUUAUUACUACUUAGUUGACAAUUUGACAAAAUGGCCGGAAAUUGUUAAGUGCAAAAGACCAACCUCCGAAACGGUAAUAUAUUUUUUGCACAAAUUAUUCGCAAGAUUUGGCAUCCCAAACGUGAUUGUAUCUGAUAGUGGAACACGAUUUGUGUCCAGUGAAUUUAGAAAAUUCUGCGAAAUGUUCACGGUAGAACAUAAAACCAUAGUGCCUUACCAUCUCAGAUCAAAUGGACAGGCAGAGCGUUUUAUGGACACUUUUAAAAGAGCUUUGAGAAAAGCAAACAAAGAAGUGACCGACGAAGUCGCUCUGCAGCAGUUUCUAAGGGUAUACAGGGUUACACCGAACUCCAAUACACCAGCAGAAAGCUCAUCAGCAGAACUGAUGUUCGUGCGGAAGGAUAUCCAGAAAGAAAAGGAAAGUGAAGGUGAGAGGAAAGUGCUGUCCUUGAGUGAAUUUACGAAAAAGUGGGUGAAAGUUGCGAAAAUGGCAAGAGUCGGCGGUACCACUCUCAGUGUAGACCCGUUAUGUUCUGAAUUAUGA